Molecule: messenger RNA, 1508 nt
Organism: Spodoptera exigua (beet armyworm)
Lineage: Eukaryota; Metazoa; Arthropoda; Insecta; Lepidoptera; Noctuidae
Source: the annotation of a GenBank genome assembly
CGCUGGACCAAUGGAGUAACGACAGAUAAUUUCAUGGGCAAAUUGACAAGUGCCGAGCCCCAUUUAUCAAAGUAUUUAUUUACAUCAGGAACAGUUUUAUUUGGUCAUUACGUAUUCAGACGACAGACUUGAUAAAUAAGAGAACUUUUGUGGUUUUUAUUGCGUCAGCGUAAAAUUCUAGUGUUUUUAUCGUAGAGUGCUUUGGUAAAGCAAUUACCGAAUUGAAUUGUUAGCGUUGUUAAAAUCACGAGUUAAAAAGUGUUAUCUAAUAGCAGAGAGCAAUUGGAUGAUUGAAGAUGAUACCGAAUAACGUGACUCUGAUUGUGAAGGCUCCGAACCAGCAGAUUGAGGAUCAAAAUAUUGAAUGCGAGUCUUCAUGGACAGUCCGACAGUUAAAGGGACAUCUCUCCGAGGUUUACCCAAGUAAACCCGGCACAGACGAACAGAAAAUAAUAUACUCCGGCCAGCUUCUAGACGACAACACGAUCUUGAAAGACGUACUCAGAACUUAUGAGAGUCAGAUCGCGCAUACAAUGCACCUAGUUUGCACGCCAACCCGCAAGGUGGAGCCACAGACACCAGUCACAGAGCCGAACACCGAUGGACUUCGUCGAAGAGUUGUCGAAGCCACGAACCAAACGGAAAGGGUCACUGAACCCGCAAGACCAGAGACAAGGCAGAACGACCAGAAUCAUAACGUAGAAAUGCAGAACUAUUUAACCUCUUUCGUGAAUAACUAUGGAAGAGUCCCACCUUAUCCGAAUUAUAAUUUAGGGGAAGGUUAUUUGCCAGUGCCUAACGACCCCGCCCAGUUGGCCAAUCACAUGAUGAUGAUGCAGCAAGCUUAUCUACAGUACAUGCAGCAGUAUGCCAACAUGUGGCAAGCUGCAGGCGCUGCUCCAGCCGCCCCAGCCCCAGCGGAGACGCCAGCCCCGGCUGCCGAAGCCCCAGCCGCCGUAGACGAACAGGACGAAGCCCUAGCCCCUCGUGACUGGCUCGACCAUCUAUACGCAGCCUCCAGGCUAGCGAUACUGUUCUCACUGGUCUACCUGUACGGUAGUCCUGCAAGACUACUCUUGGUACUGCUGUUAGCUGCCGCUGGUUAUCUCCACCAAAUCGGUUUCUUCCGCGACCUACACGUGAACCCGGCAGACAACCAGCGUCGUGAACCAAACCAGCAGAAUCAACCCAACGAGCAAAAUCAGCCCAACCAACCGAAUCAACCUAACCAACCAGCCGACCAACCGCCUCAACCAACACAACCGACCUCACAGUCCAUUCUAGCAGUCACUUGGAUGAUAUUCACAUCAUUCUUCGCUUCACUCAUUCCGGACACGAACUAAUAUACAAUUACAAUUCUUGAAGGAGUUACUCAGUCUUUGAGACGUAAAAAUAUAUUGUAUAGUUAUGCUGAAAGCAAAAAACUCGGGUUUUUGACUCUUGAGGAGUGUAACGGCUGUUAUUUAAGACCUAAAUAACGCAGGAAGUUAAAUUUUUGUUUUUUUUUU